CAUCAUGGCAACAUCAGGAAAGGUGAUCAAGUGCAGGGCUGCUGUAGCUUGGGGUCACAAGCAGCCAUUGGUCGUGGAAGAGAUUGAGGUGUUUCCACCCCGAGACCAUGAAAUCCGCAUCAAGGUUGUCGCCACUGGUAUGUGUCACAGUGAUCUAUACUUCCUGGUUGAUUGCGAAGGUUGGUCGGGAUUUCCAGCCGUACUGGGGCAUGAAGGAGCCGGCAUUGUGGAAAGUGUUGGGCCCCAUGUGACCAAGUUCAGACCAGGGGACAAGGUCAUACCUGUGCCCAUCACCCAAUGCGGGGAAUGUCGCUUCUGCCUCAAUCCUGAAAGCAAUCUCUGUGUGAAGGGCUGGCCUUUAAUCAAGCAUGAGGAGGUGUCACACAUCACUUCACGGCUGAAGUGCAAGGGACAGACCUUGGUACAGUUCGCGGGCAUCAGCACCUUCUCAGAGUACACUGUGGUCAGUGAGGUCGCCCUGGCCAAGAUCAAUGACUCUGCUCCUCUGGAGACAGUGUGUCUUCUGGGCUGUGGCAUCCCGACAGGUUAUGGUGCAGCUAUCAACAUCGCCAAGGUGAAACCAGGCUCCACGUGCGCUGUCUUUGGCCUCGGGGCAGUGGGUCUGGCGGCAGUCAUGGGAUGCAAGGCUGCAGGUGCGACCAGGAUCAUCGUUAUCGACACCAACAAGGACAAGUUUGAGAAGGCAAAGGUGUUUGGGGCCACGGACUUUGUGAACCCCAAGGACCAUGCCAGGCCCAUUCAGGAGGUGCUGGUGGAGAUGACCAAUGGAGGUGUGGACUUCUCUCUGGAGUGUGUCGGAAAUGUGGAUGUUAUGAGAAGUGCCUUUGAGUCCUGUGUGAAGGGCUGGGGAGUCAGUGUGGUUGUGGGAUACACUGAGAGCGGUGAAGUGUCCACUCUGCCAAUGCAGCUUCUUGCUGGGCGCACCUGGAAAGGAUGCUUCUUUGGAGGCUACAAGAGUGUGGAAAGUGUCCCCAAGCUGGUCGAUGAAUAUAUGGCUAAAAAACUGAAGGUGGACGAGUUUGUGAGUCACAGGCUACCCCUGGACAGAAUUAAUGAAGCCGUAGAUCUUCUGGUCCAAGGGAAGAGCAUUCGAACAGUUCUGGAAAUUUCUCAAGUACAGUGACAAGUCACCUUUCAUUAUUUGAGGAUUCAGGAUUUCUGCUUCAGAAGAGGAUUUGGGAAAUGAGUUGUUUGCUCCUUGUAACAGUGUAAGAAUAAUCAAAGUAACGAAAUCAUGCUUUUUGACUGAGCCUGUGUUCUUCCCCUAGUGUAAU
Molecule: messenger RNA, 1295 nt
Organism: Scleropages formosus (Asian bonytongue)
Lineage: Eukaryota; Metazoa; Chordata; Actinopteri; Osteoglossiformes; Osteoglossidae
Product: alcohol dehydrogenase 1-like
Exons: 9
Coding region: 5-1144 (379 amino acids)
Biological process (GO): formaldehyde catabolic process
Cellular component (GO): cytosol
Molecular function (GO): zinc ion binding; alcohol dehydrogenase (NAD+) activity; S-(hydroxymethyl)glutathione dehydrogenase [NAD(P)+] activity
Source: RefSeq, a predicted model, not a curated record